UAUAACAUUGCUUCUCACUGUAAGGCAGAAAUUUAUAAAACCAUAUCAGAACCAUAUCCUUUUGUAAUUUCAAAGCUGCAGCCAUGGCUUCUCUUCUCACUCUCUCUUCAACUGCAACCUCAUCACUUCACCUCUCUGCUUCAUUCAAGGGAAAUGUGAGUAAUCUAAAGGCAAGCACAACCCAUUUUGCAUCAGUAAAAUUGAACCUGACCCAUAAAGACCAUUCAUCAAGAAAGCCACUAAUUGUGCUUAACCAAGCUUCAUCGUCAUCACCAAUUACUACUUCAAAUUCUGUGGCUAGUCCUAGGCUUAGGCUUGAUAAUCUUGGCCCCCAACCCGGGUCGAGAAAGAAAGCUAAGAGAAAGGGAAGAGGUCAUGCAGCUGGGCAAGGAGGGAGUUGUGGGUUUGGGAUGAGAGGUCAGAAAUCAAGGUCCGGGCCUGGAAUUAUGAGGGGUUUCGAAGGAGGGCAAAUGCCGCUUUAUCGGAGACUUCCCAAGUUGAGGGGUAUUGCCGGAGGUAUGCGUGCGGGGAUACCAAAAUAUCUUCCAGUGAACUUGAAACACAUAGCAGCUGCAGGAUUUCAAGAGGGGGAGGAGGUGUCACUGAAAUCACUAAAAAGUAAGGGUCUGAUCAACCCAUCGGGAAGAGAAAGGAGACUUCCGUUGAAGAUUCUAGGCGAUGGGGAGCUAACUGUGAAGCUGAAUUUCAAGGCCCGGGCAUUUUCCGCUGCAGCAAAGGAGAAGCUGGAAGCUGUUGGUUGUUCGUUGACCACCUUACCUGGCCGGAAGAAGUGGGUGAAGCCAUCAGUGUCUAAGAAUCUUGCCCGUGCUGAAGAAUACUUUGCAAAGAAAAGAGCUUCGCCUGAGUGGUCCGAACCUGCUUCUGCCUGAUCCACGCCAUUCGUUAACUCAUUAGUAUACAUUUUAAAAAGAGAUGUAAAGCAGCGAAUCCUUGACAUUUCAAGAAACUAUCUUUUUCUCCUAUAACUGUUAUAAAUAUGUAUUGCGUGUUUGUUUGCUUACCGAA
Messenger RNA from Daucus carota subsp. sativus, 1026 nucleotides. RefSeq names its product large ribosomal subunit protein uL15c. The record is from RefSeq and is a predicted model, not a curated record. Gene Ontology annotation, molecular function: structural constituent of ribosome. Gene Ontology annotation, cellular component: mitochondrial large ribosomal subunit; ribosome. Bases 84 to 890 code for a protein of 268 amino acids. Gene Ontology annotation, biological process: translation. The transcript is spliced from 4 exons. NCBI's taxonomy places the organism in Eukaryota, Viridiplantae, Streptophyta, Magnoliopsida, Apiales, Apiaceae.